GUGAGACACUUCUUGGUCAACUGGAAACAAAUCGCCGAGACAUUGAGCUGAGCUUCGAAGAGUUACAAAUGUACGAGGAGACGCAAGACGCCAAUUACGACAGGCCUGCUACUUCAUCCAGUUUUUUUGUUGAGAAACCGGUCUUAUUCUUUUUUUCAGUGUUGGAUCUUCCUCAGAAUUCCGUUUUGAAUGAUUGCUAUAUCUGUAAGUGGGUGGAUAAAUUGCUGUGGGAGUGGUUUAUCAGUUUUUGCGCUGUUUGUUGCGGGAAAAGAGUCAUUUUGGACAACUUAAAGGAAGUGUGCAUCAGUUUGUCCGUAAAACCGGUUACGUUCAUAGAGGGAUUGGCAGCACGUCGUAGGUUGGCUGCAGAAAGAGCUGCUCCAGUUCCAGUGUAUGAUGGAAUGGGACAUAGAUUACCUGUUGGUGGUGGCCAGCCUAUUCCAUCUGAGGCUUCAAAAGUGCAGUCGAAGUCGUGUGCUUCAUCCAGUGCUACUGCACCGCUUUCACCUGAACUUGUUUCCCUUCCCACCAGUUCUGUUCGUUCAGCACGUCGUAGGUUGGCUGCGGAAAGAGCUGCUCCAGCUCCAGUGUAUGAUGGAAUGGGACAUAGAUUACCGAUUGGUGGUGGCCAGCCUAUUCCAUCUGAGUCUUCAAAAGUGCAGUCGAAGUCGUGUGCUUCAUCCAGUGCUACUGCAUCGCUUUCACCUGAACUUGUUUCCCUUCCCACCAGUUCUGUUCGUUCAGUUACGCCAAAUGAUCAUGCGGUCGCGACGCCCACCUCGCUCUCUUCGGAUACCAAUGUUUUGAAUCGUUUUCUUGAUGCGAAUAGUGAGCGAAAAAUAAGUAGACCUGAAAAUCUGAAAGUCGCAAUGACUCAUUCGUGCAGCAGCGACGAUGAAGUGAACAAUAUGGUUGCAACAUAUGAGGAAGAUGUUUCUUCGAACGAGGAACUGGUGAAUAGCGAAUUGGCGCUGCAGCGAAGUUCAAAUACAACGCCGAAAAGCCUGAGAAAGCAAUCGUCUGAUGCUUUUAAAUCACAACCUGAAACACCCAUGGGAUUCUUCUGCCCGGAUCUCUUUCUAUCGUUCGCGCUUCAUCUUGUCAGUUUACUUCUAGCAUACAAAGUCCCAAUGAGCGAUUCUGUGCAAAGUAUUGCCGAUAGCAGGAAGGACGUGGCAUCGAUGAGCGGCGGCAGCGUACAUUCGACAUGUCCAGCGGAUGAUAACGAGGAUGACUUGGAUGCUUGGCUGAAUGAUGUUCAUGACGGUGUUAACAGUAAGAGUUACACUGGUAACAUGGUUUGCAGUUUUACUAUGCUUGAACUUUGUACUUGA
Messenger RNA from Gongylonema pulchrum, 1334 nucleotides. Lineage: Eukaryota; Metazoa; Nematoda; Chromadorea; Rhabditida; Gongylonematidae. The record is from the annotation of a GenBank genome assembly.